This is a messenger RNA of Helianthus annuus (common sunflower), 894 nucleotides long. RefSeq names its product glutathione S-transferase T3-like. Bases 1 to 894 code for a protein of 297 amino acids. Lineage: Eukaryota; Viridiplantae; Streptophyta; Magnoliopsida; Asterales; Asteraceae. The transcript is spliced from 4 exons. The record is from RefSeq and is a predicted model, not a curated record.
AUGGCUCCCUUUUCUUUUCCUAUCCAAAGGGACAUAGUGAUCGCUUGUUUCGCCGUCCAUAAUUUUAUAAGGAAAUGCAAUAUUCGUGAUCAAUUAUUUAUGGAGUAUGGCGAGAACACUGUGUUUUCUGAAAUACAAGGGGGAGAAAAUGUUGGCCAGUUCGUUCAGAAUGAGGACGAGGAAGAUGAAUAUAAUGUGGAUGAAGACGCGGGCAACGAAGAAGAUGACGCUCGGGAAAAAAAGGGAAAAACGAAGAGCACGAAUUGGACAAAGCUCGAAGAAGAGGCGUUGGCAAAGGCGUGGGUACAUUGCUCUACCAACAAAAAGAAGGGCAAUCAACAAAACCGCGAAAGUUUUUGGCGUAAGAUUUUAGAGCAUUUUAACAAAACUGUCGGUGGAAGUAACCGGACCGUUCAUCAAGUACGGUCUAAAUGGAACCCGAUGAUGACGAAAAUAAACUUUUUCAACGGCCUAUACCAACAAGCGGAUCGCACACGAGGAAGCGGAUGUAAGGAUCUCGACGUGAUGAAAGUCGCGUUGAAAGAAUUUAAAGAUAAAUUUCCGAACGGUUUUCAACAUGUCGAGGCGUGGGAGGUCGUUCGAAGACACGAGAAAUGGGCCCAAGUCCCAUUGUUGGGUGAGGAAGGUGAAGGUUCGGCACAUAAAAGAAAACCCGUUGAGGUGGACCCUUCGAUACCGGAUAUGAACGAAGACCCCUCGCCACAAAGAGCACAACGGCGAGACAAGCGUCAAGCUACAUCGUCCGAGGGAAGCUCGGCCGAGUUGGCGAAAAGGUGGUACAACAAAAAGGAUGAGUGGAAGACUGCCGCUGAUACCGGAAAGGUGUUGAUUUUGCAUGAUUGGACCAUGGACCCUUGUGAUAACCCCUUAUAA